CGACACCGGCAAUUCACUGAUGUUCGGAUAGCUGAACGCUAGAUAGACCAUUUACAGACCAGCAUGCUGGAAAAAAGUAACAGACAUCUAAGGCUGAAGAAUGUUCAUGGCAAAAAUGUUUGUGUUGUUAGGGAAGUGUAUCGGAGAGAAGACAUUCCAUGCCUCAGCAAGCUAUGUUUAGGACAAUGCAAUGAGCAGUGCCCAGAAGGAUCAUCAUUACUGCCAGAAAAUGUAACACAUUAUGUUAUACCUGACCCACAGACGGCACGAGAAUACCUUGAGAUCUUUGAGAAUCCUCACAUUCAGGGAAUCAUUUUUACACAAACAGCUGUUCAAAGUAUACAGCACGGUGGCAGUAGAAGGCUAUACAAUAGGCUGAAAGCUGUAGUAAAAGACAGGAGGAAAGGGUCAGUGAUAUUCCACAAUGAGUUUCAGACAUAUGCUCACUGUGAGAGAGAGCCAGGAGAGAAACAAGCACAGUGGCAUGUCAGGGCCACAUAUAAAGCUGCAGAGUGGUAUUUCAACCAUCUUGCUGCAUCUAUCCCUGUUGUCAUGGUUACAGAUGAAGACCAGUUUGUGUAUGAUUUUGGACAUAAGACACGGAACUUGUUUGUGGUGAAGCUGAGAGAUUAUCUUGAUGGGUUUUGGUCAGAGAUCAUUCCUGGAAUAACUGAUUUAUUUACGUCUCUGCAAGAGGUCUCGGUACAUAAAACUAAAGACACAGAUUAUGUGGGCUACCUUCCGUUAGAGAUUCUGUCGAAAGGUAUCAAAUGUGGCAAGUAUCAGCAAGGAUUUCUGCAAGUGAACAAAAGUAAUGCAUCUCAAGAGGCCUUCAUAAGGAGAACAAAGGUAGAUCUAACGGAGGACAGUGGUUCAGACAUACUGAUCCCUGGCAUGGCAGCAAGGAACCGAGCCAUCCAUGGAGACCUUGUUGUUGUGGAAAUAUUACCCAAGUCUCAAUGGCAGAGUCGCUCAAACACAAUAUCUAAUCCUGCUUCAGAGGAGAAAGGUGACGGAGAUAAAGCUGUAUCAGACAGGGCAGAUACAAUGCCUACAGGAAAGAUUGUGGGCAUACUUCAGAGGAACUGGAGGGAAUAUGUUGCCUGCUUCUCACAAGAUGAGGAGACAGGAAGGGGAGAUAAGAAAGCUGGGAAACUGUUGGUUAUACCAUGGGAUUACAGAAUUCCUAAGAUCAGGAUCAGUACACGUCAAGUUGAUGCACUUAGAGAUCAUAGAAUAAUUGUACGCAUUGACAGCUGGGAACCAGAUUCUACUUAUCCCAAUGGUCAUUUUGUGCGAAGUUUGGGCAAAAUCGGGGACCUUGAGGCAGAGGUGGCAGCCAUCCUGGUUGAGAACGAUCUACGUGUACCUCCUUUCUCAGAGGCUCAGUUGAACGAAUUGCCACAAGACACGACACAGAACCCCUGGAAGAUGUCGGAAGAGGAAGUUAGCAGUCGUCGAGAUCUGAGAGAUUCUCAUCUCAUCUUCAGUAUCGAUCCAAAAGGUUGUGAAGAUGUUGAUGAUACGUUAUCUGUAAAGAGACUUGACAAUGGUAAUCUAGAGCUUGGUGUUCAUAUAGCAGAUGUUACACACUUUGUGGCUCCCAAUUCUCUGACAGAUAUAGAGGCUCAGAGUCGCUCCACUACAGUGUAUCUGGCAGAUAGACGUUAUGACAUGCUGCCAGGGGUACUCAGCGCCAAUCUGUGUUCACUUGUUAGUGGUGUUGAUAGGUAUGCAGUCAGUGUUAUUUGGGAACUUAGCCCAAGUUAUGAAGUUGUUGAUGUCUGGUAUGGAAGAACAGUUAUUCGCUCACAGUACAAACUGUUUUAUGAGCUUGCGCAGGCCAUGCAUGAGGGUAUCAUAGAUGCUGAAAUAGUGAGAAAUAUACCAGAAUUACAUGAUCUGUGGGGAGAGGAGCUUGAAAUCAGAUUGCAAGGACUGCGGGAGGCAAUUGAUGAACUGAUGGCCGUUGCUCGAGGGUUGAAGGCCAGACGUGUCAAGAGUGGAGCUCUGGAGCUGGAAAGUGUUGAAGUGCAAGUUCAGCUAAGUGAAACAAAGAGCAUAGAAAAUCUUAAUCCAAAACAGCAUUUAGAGAUCCAUGACACUAUUGCAGAAUGUAUGAUAUUUGCCAAUCAUUGGGUUGCCAAGAAGAUAGCAGAAAUGUUUCCAAAUCAGGCACUUCUUCGACAUCACCCGUUACCUAAAGAUGAACAGUUUGGAAACUUGAGAAGCUGUGCGUCAUCACGGGGUUUCAAUAUAGAAACAUCAAGCAAUAAGCAGCUUGCAGAAUCUCUAGACAGAUGUGUGGAUGCAAAUGAUCCUGUUGUAAAUAAGCUACUAAGAUCUCUAGCAACACAAGCGAUGUCAAAUGCGGCGUAUUUCUGCACAGGAUGUUUGCCACGUGACCAGUUCUUUCAUUAUGGGUUAGCUCUAGAUGCGUACACACACUUUACAUCUCCUAUAAGAAGAUAUGCUGAUGUUAUAGUUCAUAGACAGUUGUUGGAAGCAGUGAAGAAGGACAGAACAAUAUCUCUACCAACUUGUACACAGCUAGAGGAUCUUAGUCAGCAUAUAAACAAGAAACAUAGGUCUUCCCAGUAUGCCCAAAGAGAAUCUCAGGAACUAUUCCAGUGUUUGUACUUCCGUGGACGUGGAACAGAGGAUGAGAACUGUAUUGUAGAUGCUGUUAUCUUCCAGCUACGCACAAAUGGAUUGUUUGUGUUUGUUCCAAGAUAUGGUAUAAAGGGACCUGUAUACUUGAAGAGCAAAGACGGGCAGGUGCUCUAUGUAACUGCUACAGAUGAGGCAGAAUGGACGAGUGGUGAUGUAACAAAACAUGAUACAUACUGUGUUGUAGAUAGUACCCUCGGACAGCAAAAAUACUGCCUACUGCAACAUAUAACAGUAAAACUAAGUCUGCAGGAUUCUUGGGCACAUGCCUCCUCUCUAAGAUUGGAACUCUUGUCAAACAAACCACAUAAAAAGCCUCUGACUGACAUGGAAGAUGUUGCUAAGCAACAGAAAGCUUCAAUCAUACAGGAGGUAUCAUCAGAAGCUGUAGAAAAACGUUUACAGUUAGAAUCUUAUGAUCUUGGUGAAAACUUCCUGCAGCUCAAACAUAAGUAUGGACAAUCUGAAGACAGCAUGUACCAUCUGUUUACAUCAUUUAAACAGACUGCUUUAAACUGUGACACAUAAAAUGAAAGGUUAUAAAAGUGUCCAAUCUCCAUGAAAAUUUACUGUUGGUCAAUUUCAAGACUAAGUUAAGAAUUUACAAAUGGAGGUGUACAAGAUUUUUAAGACUGGUUUCCAUAGUAAGCUUUAUAAUCCUUUGUUCCAAGAUUGUAAAUGUGGAAACCAGUCUCAUAAUGAAAUUUUAGGUAGAUUUCAAAUUAUGUUCAGAACUGACCAAUCAGAUGCCAGAGUUCUUAGACUGGUCUACAGAUUAAGCUUCAAUACUGGUCCAAAACUUUAGCAGAAAUGCAGCAAUAACCAUCCAUCAUGUGAACAGACUGUGGUAAACUUGGAUUUAAGCAUGUGAACAGACUAUGGUAUACUUGGAUUUUAGCAUGUGAACAGACUGUGGUAAACUAGGAUUUUAGCAUGUGAAUAGACUGUGGUAAACUGGGAUUUAAGCAUGUGACUGUGGUAAACAGGGAUUUAAAUUAAAAGCUUCCAUUUGGUGAUAGAAUGUGUCAGUUGGAACUUUGAAGUUACAGAUAAAAACUAUUGAUUAUUUUUCGAGACAUGAAGUAUGAUAGCAAUUUAAAUGAAUAUUUCCAUUGACAAGACAAUAACCAAAUGUUACAUGUGGAUAUUGAUGGAAGUUGUGAAGCUUGGUGUAUGAUAUUGUUGAACCAUCAGCUGUGCUCAUAAAUGAAGACUUUCGUAAUUGAAGUGUUAAUAAAUCAAAUUUGUACCCUGA
Mercenaria mercenaria is the source of this 3925-nucleotide messenger RNA. Its product is annotated as DIS3-like exonuclease 1. Gene Ontology annotation, molecular function: 3'-5'-RNA exonuclease activity; RNA binding. Gene Ontology annotation, cellular component: cytoplasmic exosome (RNase complex). The transcript has 24 exons. Lineage: Eukaryota; Metazoa; Mollusca; Bivalvia; Venerida; Veneridae. The record is from RefSeq and is a predicted model, not a curated record. Gene Ontology annotation, biological process: rRNA catabolic process. The coding region runs from base 64 to 3198 and encodes 1044 amino acids.